UCCACCGGUACCGGACACAUACAUAUGCAUGAUCAAAAGUCUCUCUGUACAGACAAUGUGGAACGAGGUCACGAUCAUCCCGAUGCAUCGGCGGCAGCGGUGGCCGCCUUGCCCUCUGAGCUGGCAGGGGCUGCCCUGACCUCCUGCGCUAUACCAAGCCUGCAACAUACACACACAGACAGGCAAGUGAAGUCCUUUGUGCAGUGCAUGAAUCAGCUGCUUGUCUGGUUCCUUACUGUUGCUUGACUUUGAGGAGCUCCCCGCUCGCCUUCUCCUGCUGCUUCUCCAACGUGUGGAUGGCGUUGCCGAUCUGAAAACAUGACGGCCAAUCGCUCGGAUUCCCAUCAAUGGCACCUCGCUGGCUGGGUGGCUGACCUGGUUGAUGCUGUCUUCAAUCUGCGGCCGUAUCUCGGCCACAGUGCGCUCCACGAGCACCCCGCCAAUCAUUCUGAAGCAUCGGCGCGUCGGCUCUACAUUCUCGAACGCUUGAAUCACCAACCUGCACAGCCAUUCAUUCAUCCACUCACCAGAGAACAGCCCGUCGGUUUGCGUGUCAUCGCCGCAGGUAUUUCUGUGUUCUUCUGACCUGUGUUCGCUCCUCUGCUGCUCCAGCUCCUGCAUCUUCAUGAUGAUGUCGUGGCGCUCCUUCUCCAACUCCUGCAGACGCUGGACGACCGCAGGAUCUUGACCCUUCUGCCCACUCGCCAUCGCCAACUCGCACAGAUCUCACUAAUGCCCAGCCGUUUCACUCACAAGAGGUCUGCUGCGGCCUCCAUCCGUUCGUUUCCCUUCCCUUUGCC
Vitrella brassicaformis is the source of this 800-nucleotide messenger RNA. NCBI's taxonomy places the organism in Eukaryota, Vitrellaceae. The record is from the annotation of a GenBank genome assembly.